AAUAAUAUAUAUCUGUAUUCUCCAUUGAUCUGACUCCUUUGGAGAGCAACACAAAGCGCUCUCUCGAUUUCUUGUCUGAUUGAUCACCAAUGGCCAAGAGCAGGCAUGGGAGACGAGAGUUGCAUUCUUACACCAUUAGAGGCAUGUACACAAUGAACAGAACUGUCAGAGCUGGGGACGCUGUGUUCAUGCGGUCACCGGAGACGGAGAAACACCCUUACGUGGCAAUCAUCCAGAAGAUUGAGGCGGAUGACCGCAACAACGUGAACGUUCAUGUGAGGUGGUACUACCGGCCGGAGGAGACAAAGAGAGGGCGGCAAAGGUUUCAUGGGAUCAGAGAGUUAAUGAUGUCGGACCACUAUGAUGUUCAAAGUGCUGAGACUAUAGAAAGGAAAGUUACUGUCCACACCUUCAAGGACUACACUGAACUUAAAUUUAUCAGUCCAGCUGAUCUCUACUGGCGCUUUCACUAUAACGCCAAAACUGGAGCCUGUAAGCCAAACCGUGUUGAAGUGUUUUGCAAGUGUAAGAUGCCAUAUAAUCCAGAUGACUGCUUUAUGCUACAAUGUGACAAAUGCAAUGAAUGGUUUCAUCCCAGGUGUUUAGGCAUGUCUAAUAGUGAGGCGAAUAAGCUGGACACUUAUGUUUGCGAAAACUGUGAAUCCGGUAAACAUGUCAGGAAACGUCCGGCUCAGCCUUCUGCUGACCAGGUUGUGCCAAAACGCCUGAGGAUGACUUAGGUUGCAGUUUGAAGAAGAUGGAGGAGGGAUCAGGGAUGGAUGGGUUGCUGUGAUGUACUAGUUUUGAAGGAAUUGAAAUG
This is a messenger RNA of Ipomoea nil (Japanese morning glory), 820 nucleotides long. Its product is annotated as chromatin remodeling protein EBS-like. Lineage: Eukaryota; Viridiplantae; Streptophyta; Magnoliopsida; Solanales; Convolvulaceae. The record is from RefSeq and is a predicted model, not a curated record. The transcript has 5 exons. Gene Ontology annotation, molecular function: chromatin binding. Bases 90 to 740 code for a protein of 216 amino acids.